UUGUUAUUGGUUGUUAUUAAAGGGGAUCCUGCAAGCUAUCAACAACUUGUCCCCUAGUGCUGAACACAGAUUCUGUUUGAAGCAUAUCCAUGAGAAUUUGAAGACUAGGUUUAGGGGAUGUGGCUUUAGGGAUCAUCUCUGGUUUGCAGCAACCAGGACAACAGUUGUGGAAUUUGAGAGGGCAAUGGAGGAAAUUAGGCAGCAAGAUUCAGGGGUUUAUGACUGGUUAAGAGCCAUUCCAGCAUCCUCAUGGUCAAGAGCUCACUUUUCAGGAAGAGCAAAAUGUGAUAUACUUUUGAACAACAUAUGUGAGUCAUUCAAUAGUAGGCUGGUCAAAGGUAGAGAGAAACCUAUAAUAAGUUGUUUGGAGUUUGUAAGGGAAUAUUUAAUGAAAAGGAUAUGUGUGGUUCAAGGAGUCAUAGAUGUUAGUAAGGGUCCACUUACCCCAACUGCAACCCAAAUUCUUGAGGUAAAUAAGGAAGCAGCUGAAAAGUACACAGUCAUCUUCAAUGGCACAAAUAAGUAUCAAGUGUCUGGCCCAUGGAAUGAUCAGUGUGUGGUCCAUAUGGGGGAAAGAACAUGUUCUUGUAGGAAGUGGGAAUUGACAGGCAUACCUUGUAAGCAUGCAGUGGCAACCAUGAACAACAUGCACAAGUAUGGGUUUGAAGUAGGAAUACCUGAGGACUGGGUACACACUGCAUACACUCUUCAGACUUGGAACCAAGUUUAUUCAAACAAGAUUGCACCCAUUGUUGGUGCUACUUACUGGCCUGUUAGUGACUCCACAAUCCAAAUAUUGCCUCCUUACCACCACACUCAAGUUGGGAGGCCAAAGAAGAAGAGAAAAAGAGGAGCAUUUGAAAAUAACCAACCAAUUGUCAAGGGUUGUAAGUUGUCCAAGGCAGGAAGAAGCAUUACUUGUGGAAAAUGCAAACAAAAGGGUCAUAAUGCCAGGAAUUGCAGAGGGCAAUCAGAGAAUGCAAGUCAACAAAGGCCAAGAACUCAACCAAGUCAACCAACAGAGCCACAUCAAACAACUCAACCAAGCCAACCAAGGGCAACACCUAGUCAAGCUAGUGAGGCACAACAAACAAAUCAAGCAAGCCACCAAAGUCAACCAACUGUACCUACACAUUCAAUUCAUAUGAGUCAACCGACUGAACCUACACAUUCAACCCAGCCUGGCAGUCCACCAAGGAGGAACAAGACUGAAUCAGUUAGGGGUCCAAGACCAGUUGUUAGCCCACAAGGAAAGAGGUACAUGGUCACAAAAAAUUUCUCAGGGAACAAAGUUUCAAAAGUUUCAAAGAAGGCAGCAAAGUGAAGUGGAAUAUUGCCAAGUGGAAUAUCUCUUUUGUGUUUCUGCAGUUUCUAUUAUCUAUCUUCUUUAUGUUUCCAACUGAACAAUAUGUGUAUUUUAGUACUAGAACAUGGUUAUGCACUUUCUAUUAUCUAUCAUUCUGAACUAUAUGCCUGUGUAAUGCUUUUAAAAGCAUGAUUUUGGAUAUUGCAA
Messenger RNA from Erigeron canadensis, 1513 nucleotides. RefSeq lists its product as uncharacterized. Gene Ontology annotation, molecular function: zinc ion binding; nucleic acid binding. The record is from RefSeq and is a predicted model, not a curated record. The coding region runs from base 185 to 1324 and encodes 379 amino acids. Lineage: Eukaryota; Viridiplantae; Streptophyta; Magnoliopsida; Asterales; Asteraceae. The transcript is spliced from 4 exons.